Molecule: messenger RNA, 2724 nt
Organism: Paramuricea clavata
Lineage: Eukaryota; Metazoa; Cnidaria; Anthozoa; Malacalcyonacea; Plexauridae
Source: the annotation of a GenBank genome assembly
CGCGAGACAAAGGAUUUCGAGGCAACUAUGAUAUUAUUAUAAUAAAAACGGGAUAAUUGACACAAUACAGUGUUUUAAACCCAAAUAAGGGACAAGUUCAGCAAAGGCCACCUCUUAUUGCUCCAGUGUUACUACUGGAGGAGAUGUUACAGUACCUACUGUACAUGUAUGCAUUAAGCUAAUUCAAUUAAAUUUUUCCUUAAAACUGCAAAACCGUCACCUCUAAGCCCGAAAAAUCACUGGAGUUUAAUUGCUACAAUCAAAUAGAGACAAAUGCUACAAUUAAAUAGAGACAUAUUAAAAGAAGUCCAGUCUGCCUUUUAACUAAGAGGUCGAGGUUUAAAGUUGCACGAGUUUUGAACUUAACAGGACAACCUCAUUUAAUUAAAUAAGCUAUAUACAAGAUAUAGAUAUACUGUACAAGUGUACAUGUCCUUAUAUUCAGUAUUUACACUACGAUAAUGUAACUAACUGUCUUUAAUUUCCUUUGUAGCUGUGUUGAAAAGAUACUUCCUUUCCCUGUGCGAAAAAAACAAGCAGAUUGUGGACAACAAAUAUGAGGACCACAAGAAGAAAUGUAGAAUGACUGGCAGAAAAAGAGAUGUAAGUACAAAUGGAUCUGCAUAUAAAUACGAUGAAGUGCGAUACCGUGCAACAAGAUUUUCUAUAUAUAAGUGUCCCCAAAAAAUCGAAACCUGAUUUGAAUCUCAUGAAGAAUUAAGAAUGACUUUCAACACAAUAGGUUGUAUGAUAAACAAUGCUAAUUACAACAGGUAUACUUUUUUGAGACACCCCUGUAUAGCAUAGUGUCAUGUACACCCCAAUAGGUAUAUUUCGUUCAAAUCUAAAUCCUUGUCCAUACCCCGAAAAUAUUUUAGGCCUGUUUUUAUCCCGGCACACACUGGAGCUAUCAGCUGAGCUGAGCGUCACUUGUGACUGUUGACGUAAGCAAGUUCGCCCAUUUUGCCGUGGCGUUUUGAGCGAUUUCAACCACGCGUGCCAUCGGCACCGAUAUUGAAUAAUUUUAGUCACUAAUUUCCUCCGUUGAAAAGCCAUCAACUUUCAUUGUAGAUCGAAUAGGCAUGCAAAAUAAAACAUAACACAAAGGAAAAAAAUGAAUGAGGAAUGUAAUACUUGAGACUGAGUAGCGACAUAUGAACAUUCCUUAUUAGUUAUAUUCCUUUCGUCUUAUGUUUUAUAACGCAUGCCUAUUCAAUCUACAGUGCAACGAAAGGUGAUGGCUUAUCGAGAGCGCGCACAGGAAAUGUUCAUUCGUGACUGAAAUUAUUCAAGAUGUUCAAUAUUCGGUGACGAUGGCACGCGUAGCUGAAAUCGCUCAAAACGCCACCGCACACUGGGGGAACUUGCUCACGCCCACAGUCAAGAGUGACGCUCAGCUCACUAGUUGAUACGUAGCGCCAGUGUGAGCUAUGCUUUAUAAGUGGAAUGUCGGUCGCGUCGAAUGUAAUUCAAACAAUAGAUAAUGAAGCUUAUUGAGGUUUAUCAUCUCAUCCAUGGUCUUAAAUGCAUUAGACCCAACCAAAAUUCGACGUAUAAAACGGGCCUAAAGCCAGUUUUCCCCUUCGACCGUAUCAUAACGUUUCGUAGCAUUUUCUUUUGUGUCGAAGUCAUUACUUCCACUCUAAUACUCUAGAAACAAAGAAAUACGCAAUGGAAAACUCGCUUAAGAUUACGUAUCUGAUGUUGUUAUAGCGUUAAUUGUACAGUGUGUUUUUGUGUUUUAGAAAUUAAGUAGAAGACUCAUAUCGUUGGAGAAAGUAAACUGGACAACGAAAAAGAAGGCGAGAGUGGCCGAAUGUUUGGUUGACGAGGCUAUGUCCAGCGAGGAAAGUUGUCUGGAGGAUGAUGCAUAUGGGCAUGGCAAAAUGAAGCUUGUUAAAUACAAGGUGAAAUCGUUGGCAUGGGAAAGUGAGCGCUUCUCAAAAGCUAAGAAAUCCCUCGACGACGUUUACCAUGACAACAUGUCCAAAAGGGCAAAGGACAGAUUGUUGCCUCGACAAACCACUCCAGUUAAGGAGAAUCGCUCGGUUCCAGAAGGAUUUCCAGCCUGGGCUGUGGUCACUGCCGAAAAUUGAACAAUAAUUUUCUGUAGAUUUAUGACAGUCACACUGUAUUUUUAGUAUAAUUGUAGGUUGAUGACAGUUCUAUACUAGGUCUAGCCUCUAGGUAACGAAAUUGAAAUGAUUCCACAAAAAUGGACUGAGCAUAUUUAUUUGAAUAUUGUUUCGCAGCGCAAGAUGUGGUAACUACUCCUAGUUCCGUUAAAAUAUCCUGCAUAAUGUUUAGGCCAUGGUCGAGUGUGUAUUACAUAAUUUCCAGAUAGCGCGCAAGCAGAAAGAUAUUGCCUGCCGCGGCUGGGUUCAAAAUUCCCAGUCUUAAAUCCGCCUGACAGUGUACAGUAGCUCAGUUGGUAUAGAGCAAAGGUCGCUGAUUCAUAACCCAGCAGCGGCAGGCAAUAUCUUUCUGCUUGCGCAAUUAUGAAAUACACACUGGAGAAUAUUUUCAUAAUUUAUAUGCCUUUAUUGAUAUCCGAAGAGUGUUUCAUCUUCGUCAACGAUUUAUAAAUAGUAAUAAAUAUGCUCAGAUCGACUAAUUAUAAUAUUGAUGCACUUCUAAGGUAUAGCUAAUUUUCAUUACAUAUGUUAUGAACAUUUACAGUACACGCUUAUCAAUUGACGGGUUUAUUUAUCACGCAAUGCAUGG